Stereum hirsutum FP-91666 SS1 is the source of this 1857-nucleotide messenger RNA. RefSeq lists its product as uncharacterized. The record is from RefSeq and is a predicted model, not a curated record. Bases 1 to 1857 code for a protein of 618 amino acids. Lineage: Eukaryota; Fungi; Basidiomycota; Agaricomycetes; Russulales; Stereaceae. The transcript has 5 exons.
AUGGGCAAAGGCCAUAAGUCCAAGAAGAACGCGAAUAAAGGUAAAGGGAAGCCUGUACAGAAACAUGACGGUGCAGAGAGCUCGCCCAACACUGGCCCCACUACAGUAAUCACCUGUCGGACCUUGGAGGAAGAUGAAGUCACUCAGUGCUUACUCCUAGCAACCGACGGAUACCCAGAGCAUGAUCGCUGCAGGCUUCACCACAAGCAAUAUCGGACACUGUACGCGAAGUAUAAAGAGGCUUCCAAGAUCGUCGACGAGGUCAAGGCAGGCAACGAGAUUCCGACCAAGGACGAGAUCGCACGGUACAAGGAUGUUCAUGGUACGUCGGAGAAGGCGCGUUGGAUACGCAAGUACCUGGAGGCGAUCCGCGUAGAAAAGACUGGGAGAGAGAUUCAUACGAGACGUUUCUUCGGAAAAGCUGAUGACGGGCAUAAGAUCCGCGUGAACCUCCUUGCGAAGCGGAUGGUGGAAGCGGUAGAGAUCCUGGAUGCUCUCCAAGCUCGGGCGUACCAGCUCAAGACCCAAGACAACGAUGACCAGAAAUGGGUCAAGGAGUUCCAGGCGUCUGCUCUUCCUGUGCACAACAUGGUUGAUGCCGACCUCCUUUCCGCUCAAAAUAUCGUCAAUGCUGCUCAGUCCCGCCCAAAGGAGUCAGGACCUUCACCAAGAACUAGGCCAGCAGCUCGUAAGACUGGAAAUGAGGACUCAGAGGACUCCGACCUGAUUGACCUAGACAUUCGAGCUCAAAAGGAGAAGCUCCUUUGGGCGUUCGAAUACCUGAUAAACCCAAACUUCGUGUACGAUAGCCUCGACCACGAUACACGUCGAGAUCCUGAACUCGUCCGGCAAGCUACGCUCGCUCACCAGAGUCUAGUACACUAUGCUCGCCGAGCUAUCAUUCACGAGCCAGACCUUUCCUUGAAGGCCAUGGACAAGGUCUCCUUCAAAGAUCUCCUCCUCAGCGACGAUUUUUCCAUGGAGGAUGCAGCCAAGUUGGUCAUCAUGUUGGGAAAGAGGUUGGAGUUAGGUCUUCUCUGGUAUAAAGAUGCGGUGUUAGAAGCUAUCAUCAUGUCGCCGAGCCCCGGACAAUCAAGGAAUGCGGCAAAUAUAGGCAAUCCUAGGGACCGUUACAAGGUUCUCGGUGGUUGGAUAUUUACGAGAGCUCACUCUAUGUGCCUCUCAAACGAAGGGUGGUGGAUAUUGUUACAGUCUUUAAACCCCCCGGCGAAUAUCGAGAAUCGAUUCGUCCGGCUCUGUAACACCUUCGAUGAUCUCGUCAGCUUUCUUUCCUUCGCAGCGUUAGGAAUGAUGCCGUGCCCAUCUUUCUGCACCGAAACUCGCUGCGACCCCAACAGCGACUCUCGUGCAUCUCGCAAUCACUUAUCGCUAUGCGGCAUUGUCGUAACGGAAAUUAUUACAGGCGCUCCAAUGGCGCCGUACCGCACAGGACCCGUACCAGCUCCUGCUCUUCGGAGUGGUAAACCUGGAUGCAUCACCUGGGCUGAAAUAGAGAAGAGAGCUUAUAUGUUUGGGGCUGUUCGGAACGAGCCAGAUGCGUUCACAGACGCAUUCCUCAAGGAGCUGCGCGCUCGCCCAGAUCUUUUUCAAGUCAUCACUCGAUCGGAAACGGACCCCAACAACACAGUUGACAUGUUCGGAGCGAAGGAAGGCGAAGAUCUCCUACCCGCGAUGCGCACACGGACCUUCGAAGCACCCAUGGCGACGUACAGCAAUCGACCGCAAGGGCGAGGGGCUUGGAAGGUGGAGAGGUCGGCUAUGGAUGUGCUGUACUCAACGAACGGGCCCAUCCGCGGCUAUCUCGCCAGCUUGAACCAAACCAAGAGCGCGGGUUGA